CGCUAUUGACCACUUUCACCAUUAUUUCAAAAUUUCUUCACUGAAAAACCCCUCUUUUUCUUCUAAAGAGUAAAAUAAUAGUAGUAUUAGUGUAAGCAGAGAUGUGGCCGAGUGCAGAAGGUGGGCCACCAGAGGUAACUCUAGAAACUUCCAUGGGUUCCAUUACACUUGAGAUGUAUUACAAGCAUGCCCCAAGAACGUGCCGGAAUUUCAUAGAGCUUGCUCGAAGAGGCUAUUAUGAUAAUGUCAAGUUUCACAGAAUUAUUAAGGAUUUUAUUGUUCAAGGUGGAGACCCCACUGGUACCGGAAGAGGCGGAGAAUCUAUCUAUGGCCAGAAGUUUGACGACGAGAUAAACCCACAGUUAAAGCAUACAGGAGCAGGUAUCAUAUCCAUGGCUAAUGCUGGGCCAAAUACAAAUGGAAGUCAAUUUUUCUUCACCUUGGCACCUGCACAGUCACUUGAUGGUAAACAUACUAUUUUUGGAAGAGUUUAUCGAGGAAUGGAAAUUGUCAAGAGACUUGGCAGUGUACAAACUGAUAAUACUGACAGACCAAUCCAUGAUGUGAAGAUAUUGAGGACUACAGUCAAAGAUUGAUAUUCUGCGACUUCAAAAAACAAUUUGUUACAUUAACUAGAGCAUGCAAGGGAAAGUUUCGUGAUUCUGUUGUCAUAACAGCCAGGAUAUAUCCUCUUCGGCUCUUGAUUCUGCUUUCUAAGUGAAAAAAUGAUCUAGCUCUGUAUGUGGUUGAUGUGGAUACUAGUUUUCUGCAACUGAACCAAAAUGAUAUUGGAGAAUCAGAAUUGCCUGAGAAGCCAAAUAGAACUGUAGUGUUUCAUGUUUUGUAAGCCUUACUCCAGAGAAAAGGAGAAGGGCGAAAACCAGUAGGUCCUCAAGAAGUAUCUUUUUAAUCCUCUUGCUAUUUUUAGUGUCAAUGGCACUCUUUCAACUGACCUUUUGAUAUCAAGAAGACACUUCCGUUAA
Messenger RNA from Lycium barbarum (goji berry), 983 nucleotides. RefSeq names its product peptidyl-prolyl cis-trans isomerase CYP18-2. The transcript has 6 exons. Gene Ontology annotation, molecular function: peptidyl-prolyl cis-trans isomerase activity. Gene Ontology annotation, cellular component: catalytic step 2 spliceosome. The record is from RefSeq and is a predicted model, not a curated record. NCBI's taxonomy places the organism in Eukaryota, Viridiplantae, Streptophyta, Magnoliopsida, Solanales, Solanaceae. Gene Ontology annotation, biological process: protein peptidyl-prolyl isomerization; protein folding. Bases 102 to 596 code for a protein of 164 amino acids.